ACUCACCUCCACAUCUCCCCAGCAAGCCCAAACCAGAUAUCCACCAUCUCCAAAUCCCUCGGUUGUGCACCCUGACCUCAUCAUCUCCAACCUCCAACCUCCAACCUCCAACCUCAACUUCGUAUGGUAAAAAACGUACGUCUGCAUCUCCAGUCUCUAUCUCUCAAUGCUGUCACCUUUUUUGCUUCUUCUUUCUUGAACACCCAGAUCGUUAUUGUUCACAAAGAGGCAUUUUGUAUGGGAUCCUGACUUAAUCACAAGUGAAGAAACUCGGUGAAACCAACUUCGGGAACUGAUAACGUGUGGAGGAUUUUGAGGGCUUACUGAGAAGGGUGAAGUGUCAUCAGCCCACAGCUCAUAAUGGUUUUUCUAUCUGAAUUUUCAGAAGGAUCUUCAUAUUCUUCAUCAACUCAUGGCCAUAGUUCAUCAAGUCGUGGUCAUAGUUCAUCAACUGAUGGUCUUAGAUAUGAUGUAUUUUUAAGUUUUAGAGGACUUGACACCCGUCAUAGUUUCACUGAUCACCUUCAUAAGGCCCUCAUUGAUGCCAAUAUCACUACCUUCUUGGACUAUGAAGAGAGUGAAACAGGGGAAGAUCUGAAACCAGAACUGGAGACUGCAAUUAAGGCAUCUCGGGCUUCUGUUAUCGUGUUGUCUAAUAAUUAUGCUUCUUCAACAUGCUGCCUUGAUGAAUUGGUGCUGAUCCUUGAGCAGCGUAUGACAUCCAACCAUAUUGUCAUCCCUAUAUUUUAUCAUGUGGAUCCCACACAUGUUAGGAAGCAGCAAAGUAGCUUUGGAGAUGCAAUGGCUAAGCAUAAACAGACAAUGGAGACACAGACAGAUGCAAAUAAAAAAAGUCAUUGGGCUCAAAAGAUGGACCGAUGGAAUAAAGGGCUUAUUAAAGUUGCUAAUUUAAAAGGAAAGGACAUAAAUGGCAGGUUAGAGAUGGAGUGUAUUGAAGAAAUUGUGAAGGACAUCCACCGUAGAUUACAUGUACACUUAAGAAGCGUUCGACCACAACUUAUUGGGAUGAAGUAUCAUAUUAACUUUGUAACUUCAUGGUUGAAAGAUGGAUCCUCACAUACGGCAGACAUACUUACUAUUUAUGGUAUAGGUGGGACCGGGAAGACAUCUUUAGCCAAACAUGUCUAUGGGCUAUAUUCUCGUGAGUUCCACAGAAGCAGCUAUAUUGAAGAUAUCACUAGGAAAUGUGAUGGGAAGUUUAAUGGGUUACUUAAUUUACAAGAACAACUCUGCAAUGACAUUUCAAAACCAAGUUCAAUUAAAGUUCAUGAUGUUUCCGUAUACACCGCAAAGAUAGAGAAUGCACUAGCACUUAAAAGGGUGUUUCUAGUUCUUGAUGAUAUCAAUACUCUUGUUCAGUUGGAUGCAUUACUUGGAAGCAAAGGCUUUCAUCCCGGAAGCAAAAUUAUAAUUACAACAAAGGACAGUUGGUUGACUGAGAGUUGUUCUUUAUUCAAAACAAACAAUAAACCCAAGCAUGAAAGACAUUUUCUUCCAGGCUUAGAUGAUAUUGCAUCGCAACAACUUUUGUGUACCCAUGCAUUCAUGUACAACCAACCUAAGGUGGGAUAUGAAGAGGUGUCUGAUAAGCUUGUUAACUAUUGUCAAGGACAUCCAUUGGCUCUUGAAGUUUUGGGAAAGUCUCUACAUAAUCGAGAUGCAGCUUAUUGGGAAGAGUGCAUCCAAGGGCUAAGGAAAGAAAUAAGUUCCCCUAUAAAUAAUGUCUUGAAAAUGAGCUUCGACACCUUGCCAUCAAAAAAUGAUAAGGAGUUGUUUAAGCAUAUUGCUUGUUUUUUUGUUGGAAUAGAUAGAGAUGUUACUGAAACAAUAUUAGAGGCAUGUGAUAUAAUCACAACAUCCGGGAUCACGAAUCUCAUUGACAGAUGUUUUCUUAAUAUAAAAUGGAAUAAUGAGUUGGAGAUGCAUCAGUUGGUUCAAGAGAUGGGAAGACUCCAAGUACGUCAAGAAUCCCUUGACAAGCCAUGGAAGCGAAGUCGAUUAUGGUGCCAUAAGGAGUCAUUUAAAGUGUUGAAACAAAAAAAGGGUAAGGGAAAUCUUCUAGGCCUUACCCUUGACAUUCGCAUGCUUGAGAAAGAGAAGUUGGGUCUUGAGAAGAGGAGAAAAUUGGAUGGAUCGCGCGUGGGAACGAAUUCUUCGUCAGAAGCUGGAAUCCAGACGAUGAUUUAUGAAUUUGGAAUAUUCAGCACAAUGUAUGGGGCGGAGGAGAUGCCGAACAUCCCCAACUCUCAAGAAGAAGAGGAAGACUGUUGGUUCAGAGCUUUUUCUCAAAGAAAUCCUGGAACAAUUGGUAGCACACGUGAGCCUGAGCCUAUGACGACUGAAGUUCUUCCCCAAAAGGAGGCAAAGUGUGAUUUGUUUUAAAAUUCCAGGAGACCUUUGAUUUGGAUGGAAAAGGUAACUGUGGCGACAACAUAGUUCAAUUUGAAUAAAUAAUGAUUAUAAUUAGGAUGAUUUUUUUUCGAUGUACAAUUUUUAGCGUUGUUACAAACUAGGACAUGAAACCUAUUAAUGAAAU
This is a messenger RNA of Lactuca virosa, 2557 nucleotides long. The record is from the annotation of a GenBank genome assembly. NCBI's taxonomy places the organism in Eukaryota, Viridiplantae, Streptophyta, Magnoliopsida, Asterales, Asteraceae.